CCCAGUCACCGAGCGAGAGGGAGGAAACAAGAUGGCGGCUGAAGGCGAUCCGGAGUGGGGCCCCAGCAAUUCGGACUGAGCCUUCUCCCCUCCGCCCGCUCCCGCCGGCCGGGCCCCUCCCGCCGGGCCCCGCCGGCCUCCCCCCCCUGGCCCCCGGCGCCCCCCUCACCACCCCGCGCCCCUCCCCCUCCGCUUUCCUUCACCCCCUCCCCCUCCUCCGCCUCCCCCGGCAGCCGCUCCGACAUGAGGGGCCGGCGGGGCAGGCCGCCCAAGCAGCCCGCGGCGCCCGCGGCGGAGCGCUGCGCCCCGGCCCCGCCGCCGCCACCUCCGCCGCCGCCCCCGCCGCCGCCGCCGCCGCCCGCGUCUGGACCCAUCGGGGGCCUGCGCUCGCGGCACCGAGGCAGCAGUCGGGGCAGGUGGGCCGCCGCCCAGGCUGAGGUGGCGCCCAAGACGCGGCUGAGCUCGCCCAGGGGGGGCGGCAGCGGCCGGAGGAAGCCGCCGCCGCCGCCGCCGCCGCCGGCCCCCCCCAGCACCGGCGCCCCGGGCCGGGGGGGGCGAGGAGGCGGGGGCGGCAGGACGGGGGGCGGCGGCGGCGGCGGCGGCGGCGGCCACCUGGCCCGGACCACCCCGGCCCGGCGCGCCGUCAACAAAGUGGUGUACGAUGACCACGAGAGCGAGGAGGACGAGGAGGAGGACAUGGUCUCGGAGGAGGAGGAGGAGGAGGAAGAGGAGGAAGGCGACGCCGAGGAAACCCAGGACUCGGAGGAAGACGACGAGGAGGAGAUGGAGGAGGACGACGACUCCGAUUAUCCGGAGGAAAUGGAAGACGACGACGACGACGCCAGCUACUGCACCGAAAGCAGUUUCAGGAGUCACAGCACCUACAGCAGCACUCCAGGUAGACGAAAACCGAGAGUACAUCGACCUCGAUCUCCAAUACUGGAGGAAAAGGACAUCCCACCCCUUGAAUUUCCCAAGUCCUCUGAGGAUUUAAUGGUGCCUAAUGAGCAUAUAAUGAAUGUUAUCGCCAUUUACGAGGUACUGCGGAACUUUGGCACUGUUUUGAGACUGUCUCCUUUUCGCUUUGAGGACUUCUGCGCAGCUCUGGUAAGCCAAGAGCAGUGUACACUCAUGGCCGAGAUGCACGUGGUGUUGUUGAAAGCUGUGCUGCGUGAGGAAGACACUUCCAAUACUACCUUUGGACCUGCUGACCUGAAAGACAGUGUCAACUCCACUCUGUAUUUCAUAGACGGAAUGACCUGGCCGGAGGUGCUGCGGGUGUACUGCGAGAGUGACAGGGAGUACCACCACGUUUUGCCCUACCAGGAGGCGGAGGACUACCCCUACGGACCCGUGGAGAACAAAAUCAAAGUUCUGCAGUUUUUAGUCGAUCAGUUUCUUACGACAAACAUUGCUCGUGAGGAGUUGAUGUCUGAAGGGGUGAUCCAGUACGACGACCACUGUAGGGUGUGUCACAAACUUGGGGACCUGCUUUGCUGUGAGACGUGUUCCGCUGUAUACCAUUUGGAAUGUGUGAAGCCCCCUCUUGAGGAGGUGCCAGAGGACGAGUGGCAGUGUGAAGUCUGCGUGGCACACAAGGUGCCUGGUGUGACUGACUGUGUUGCUGAAAUCCAAAAGAAUAAACCGUAUAUUCGACAUGAGCCUAUUGGAUAUGACAGAAGUCGGAGGAAAUACUGGUUCUUAAAUCGAAGACUCAUAAUAGAAGAAGAUACGGAAAAUGAAAAUGAAAAGAAAAUUUGGUACUACAGCACAAAGGUCCAGCUUGCAGAAUUAAUAGACUGUCUAGACAAAGAUUACUGGGAAGCAGAACUUUGCAAAACUCUAGAAGAAAUGCGUGAAGAAAUCCACCGGCACAUGGAGAUAACGGAAGACCUGACCAACAAGGCUCGGGGCAGUAACAAGUCCUUUCUAGCGGCAGCUAAUGAAGAAAUUUUGGAUUCAAUAAGAGCCAAAAAAGGAGACAUUGAUAAUGAUAAAAGCCCAGAAGAAGUAGAAAAAGACAAGAAUGAAACCGAGAAUAACAACUGUAAAGCUGCUGAGCCAAGCAGAGAGGAGUUUGAUCAGUCCUGUGAAAAAGAGACGGAUGGCAGAACACCAGAUGACAAUCGGGAGCCAGGCAAAUCUGAGGAGCCAACAGAAGUUGGGGAUAAAGGUAACUCUGUGCCAGCAAAUCUUGGCGACAACACAACAAACGCUUCUUCCGAAGAGACUAGUCCCUGUGAAGGGAGGAGCCCCGAGGGGUGUCUCUCUGAAACCCAUGAUAGCAGCAACAUGGCAGAGAAGAAGGUGGCAUCUGAGCUCCCCCAGGAUGUGCCAGAAGACUCUCACAAGCCAUGUGACAGCAGUAAGACUAGUGCUUCCACCUCCUCCGUGCAGCCCCAUCUGGAAAACAGUAGCAGCAGCAGUGAGCUCAAUUCCUCCCCCAGUGACUCUGCUCAGGCCGCUGAUGACCCUGAAAACGGAGAAAGAGAGUCCCAUACACCUGUCUCUAUUCAAGAAGAGAUAGGUGACUUCAGACUGGAGAAGUCUAAUGGGGAAGUGGCUGAGUCCCCUAGUGCUGGAAGAGGAGCAUCCGGCUCAACGCGCAUCAUCACCAGGUUGCGGAAUCCUGACAGCAAACUAAGUCAACUGAAGAACCAGCAGGUGGCAGCUGCGGCCCACGAAGCCAAUAAACUGUUCAAGGAGGGCAAAGAGGUACUGGUAGUUAACUCUCAAGGAGAAAUUUCACGGUUGAGCACCAAAAAGGAAGUGGUCAUGAAAGGAAAUAUCAACAAUUACUUUAAAUUGGGUCAAGAAGGGAAGUAUAGAGUGUACCACAAUCAGUACUCUACCAAUUCAUUUGCUUUGAAUAAACACCAGCACAGGGAAGAUCAUGAUAAGAGAAGGCAUCUUGCACAUAAAUUCUGCCUGACUCCAGCUGGAGAGUUCAAAUGGAAUGGUUCUGUCCACGGGUCUAAAGUUCUUACCAUAUCGACUCUGAGACUGACCAUCACCCAGCUAGAAAGCAACAUCCCUUCUUCCUUUCUUCAUCCCAAUUGGGCUUCACACAGGGCAAAUUGGAUCAAGGCAGUUCAGAUGUGUAGCAAACCCAGAGAGUUUGCAUUGGCAUUAGCUAUUUUGGAAUGUGCAGUCAAACCAGUUGUGAUGCUCCCAAUAUGGCGGGAAUCUUUAGGACAUACCAGGCUACACAGAAUGACAUCCAUUGAGAGAGAAGAGAAGGAGAAAGUAAAGAAGAAGGAGAAGAAGCAGGAAGAGGAAGAAACAAUGCAGCAGGCCACAUGGGUGAAGUACACGUUCCCGGUCAAGCACCAGGUGUGGAAACAGAAAGGAGAAGAAUACAGAGUAACAGGAUACGGUGGCUGGAGCUGGAUUAGUAAAACUCAUGUUUAUAGGUUUGUUCCUAAAUUGCCAGGCAAUACUAAUGUGAAUUACAGAAAGCCAUUAGAAGGAACAAAAAAUAAUGUAGAUGAAAAUAUGGAUGAAUCAGAUAAACAAAAAGGUUUGCAGAGUCCAAAAAAAACAAAAGCAGGGUCUGAUUGUGAAAAAAGAGAUUGUGCUAAAGAAGCAGGUCAGAGUGAAGUGGAUAUGUCAAAGACUACUGAGAAGGAUGAAGAUGUGAAGGAACUGUUUGAUUGUGAGAAUGAUAAAUCCUUCAAUGAAGAAGCAAUGGAAGUGGAUCAGGAGGAGGAGAAAGCAGACUCACAUGUAAAUUCUCAGGAAAGCUCCCCUGUCGAUGUGAUCAAUGUCAGUGAGGGCUUUCACCUAAGGACUAGUUACAAAAAGAAAAUCAAAUCAUCCAAACUAGAUGGGCUUCUUGAAAGGCGAAUUAAGCAGUUCACAAUGGAUGAAAAACAGCGCCUGGAAAAGAUUAAGUUGGAGGGUGGAAUUAUGGAUUCCGGAAAGUCUUCUACAACUUCCUUGAGAGAUCUCUGUGAUUCACCCAUCAUAACCAAAGUGAAAGAAGAGUGUCAAAAUGACUUGCUUAGAGAAGAACCAAGCCCAAUUGUAAAUAAAGAGAAGUGUGAGGAGUCAAUUCAGGGAUGUUCACAAAGUGAUUCCUCAGCUCUGGACAUCAGUGAUUCUAGUCUUAGCCCAAGCAAACCAUAUUCAAAACGUCGCCUGUUAGAUGAUGUCUCCGUUCGGACUAUGGGGACAAAUUACCAGAAACAAAAUUCUGUUGAAAAUGACAUAGAUGAGAGUCUCUCUGAAAGCACCGAUAAAAGCCAGGAACACAGCAAAAGCAAAACAAAAGGAGGGGCUUUUUUCAUGGACGUCUCUAAACCAGCCAGAACAGAUGAUAGUGGUACUUUGAGGUUUAAGAACAGAAAACCACUCCUAGAGGAGGAGAAUGACAACUUUAUUUCUUCUUCUGAGAGCGCUUUACUUCCAUCAGGACCUAAAAAUACCAGCAACAGAGAUGCCCCAUCACUCUCAAAAGCAAUGGACUUUGAUGGGAAACUAGAGUGUGAUGAAUAUAAUAACAGCACUUUGGAAAAUAGUUCUGAUACUAUGUCUAUUCAGGAUAGUAGUGAAGAAGAUAUGGUUGUUCAGAACAGUGGUGAAAGUAUUUCGGAACAGUUCCUAACUCCAGAACAAGAUAUUGAAAGUCCAGAGCCAUUGAGAUGUGAAUUGGUUUCAAAUUCAAAGUCCACUGGAAACUGUGAUGGCAGGCUACAGGGCAAGGCAAUGGAAGCAAAUGGGAAAAAAAUAAGCCAGCAGCAGAGAUUAGAGGAGAGACCAAUGAAUAAAUGUGCUGACCAAGCAAAUCUCAAAAAUACCACUGAUAAAAGGAAUAGUGAAAAUCGAGAAUCUGAAAGGAAAGGACAAAAAAGUACCUUUCAAAUAAAUGGAAAAGAUAAGAAAGCUAAGGUAUGUUCGAAAGGUGAAUGCUUGAAGGAAAUCCCUGAAAGCAAAGUAGUGAGUGGCAAUGUUGAAUCCAGAGUUAAUAAUGUAAAUAAAAUAAUCCCUGAAAAUGAUAUUAAGCCUUUGACUGUUAAAGAGUCUGCUGUGAAGCCUUUCAUUAAUGGUGAUGUCAUCAUGGAAGAGCUGAAUGAAAAAAACAAUUCAGAAACCAAUUCACGUGUCCUGAGUUCCUUAGAUACUGAAGGUAAUUACCAAGAGAGUCUCAAGAGCCUACCACCAACCAAAGAGCCUGACAGUACGCAGAUGACGCCUCCAUCCUCUUGCCCAGAAAGCAAUUCAUUUAAUCAGAUAGAAGAUAUGGAAGUGGAGACCCCAGAAGUGAAGAAAGUUACUCCAUCCCCAAUCACUUCUGGAGAGGAGUCCAACCUCAGUAAUGAUUUCACGGAUGAAAAUGGGCUGCCCACCCACAAAGCCGAAAACAUCAAUGGAGAUUCCAAAAGAAAAACGGUCAUCACGGAAGUUACCACCACGACAUCCACGGUUGCCACGGAAUCAAAGACUGUGAUCAAGGUAGCAAAAGGCGAUAAGCAAACUGUGGUGUCUUCUACAGAAAAUUGUGCCAAAUCCACAGUCACUACCACUACCACAACAGUCACCAAGCUGUCCACUCCCUCCACAGACAGCACGGAGGACAUCAUCUCUGUGAAGGAGCAGAGCAAAACCGUGGUCACCACAACCGUGACAGACUCCCUGACCACCGCAGGAGGCACACUGGUGACAGCCAUGACAGUCAGCAAGGAGUAUUCCACAAGGGACAAAGUGAAACUGACAAAGUUUUCAAGACCGAAGAAGGCUCGCUCAGGUACAGCUUUGCCAUCCUACAGGAAGUUUAUCACCAAGAGCAGCAAGAAGAGCAUAUUUGUCUUGCCCAAUGAUGACUUAAAAAAGUUAGCCAGAAAAGGAGGAAUUCGAGAAGUCCCUUACUUUAAUUACAAUGCGAAACCUGCAUUGGAUAUAUGGCCAUAUCCUUCUCCUAGACCAACCUUUGGGAUCACUUGGAGGUACAGGCUUCAGACGGUGAAGUCCCUUGCGGGAGUGAGCCUGAUGUUGCGGUUACUGUGGGCCAGCCUGAGAUGGGAUGACAUGGCAGCCAAGGCUCCACCAGGAGGAGGGACUACACGGACAGAAACAUCUGAAACUGAAAUCACAACCACAGAAAUAAUUAAGAGGCGGGAUGUCGGUCCUUAUGGCAUUCGUUCUGAAUACUGUAUCAGGAAAAUCAUUUGCCCCAUUGGAGUCCCAGAAGCACCAAAAGAAACACCUACACCUCAGAGGAAAGGCCUUAGAUCAAGUGCACUGCGGCCAAAGAGACCAGAAACGCCUAAGCAAACUGGCCCUGUUAUUAUUGAAACCUGGGUUGCAGAGGAAGAAUUAGAACUCUGGGAAAUCAGAGCCUUUGCUGAGAGAGUGGAGAAAGAAAAGGCCCAAGCUGUUGAGCAACAGGCUAAGAAACGCCUGGAGCAACAGAAGCCUACAGUCAUCGCUGCUUCUACUACAUCCCCACCAAACAGUACAACCAGCACCAUCUCUCCAGCCCAGAAAGUUAUGGUGGCCCCCAUUAGUGGCUCAGUUACCCCUGGGACAAAGAUGGUACUAACUACCAAAGUGGGCUCUCCAGCGACAGUCACAUUCCAGCAAAACAAGAACUUCCACCAGACCUUUGCUACCUGGGUUAAACAAGGCCAGUCAAAUUCAGGUGUUGUCCAAGUGCAGCAGAAAGUCCUGGGUAUCAUUCCAUCGAGUACAGGCACAAGUCAGCAGACCUUUACUUCAUUCCAGCCAAGGACAGCAACUGUCACGAUUAGGCCUAAUACCUCAGGCUCAGGAGGAACCACCAGCCCCUCACAAGUAAUCACGGGGCCUCAGAUCCGACCUGGUAUGACUGUGAUUAGAACACCACUCCAACAGUCGACACUUGGAAAGGCAAUUAUUCGAACACCAGUGAUGGUCCAGCCAGGUGCUCCUCAGCAGGUUGUGACUCAGAUCAUCCGAGGGCAGCCGGUUUCCACUGCCAUCUCUGCCCCGAGCACAACAUCCUCGACUCCUGGGCAGAAAGGCUUAACUUCAGGAGCAGCCAGCACCGGUCUACAGUCUUCCGCGCCCCCGGCCCCCCGCCCUCAGCAAGGGCAGGUGAAGCUUACCAUGGCUCAGCUGACUCAGUUAACGCAGGGCCACGGUGGCAAUCAAGGUUUGACAGUGGUAAUUCAAGGACAAGGUCAGACUACUGGACAGUUGCAGUUGAUACCUCAAGGGGUGACUAUACUGCCAGGCCCAGGACAGCAGCUCAUGCAAGCUGCAAUGCCAAAUGGCACUGUGCAGCGAUUCCUCUUUACCCCCUUGGCAACAACAGCCACAACAGCCAGCACCAGCACCACCACUGUCUCCACUACAGCAGGCUCAGGUGAACAAAAACAGAGUAAAUUGUCACCCCAGACCCAGGUGCCACAAGCCAAAACACUGCCGCCAGCUCCAUCUUCAAGUGUGAGUCCUGCAGAAGCCCAGCCACAGACUGCUCAGCCUUCAGCACAGUCCCAAUCCCAGUCCUUCCCCCAGCCCCAGUCCCCAACACAGCCUGAAGUUCAGGACCAGCCUGAAGUCCAGCCCCAGACAACCGUUUCAUCCCAUGUCCCUUCUGAAGCACAACCUGCCCAAGCACAGUCAUCCAAACCCCAAGUUGCAUCACAGUGUCAGCCUCAGAGUAAUGUUCAAGGACAGUCUCCUGUUCGUGUCCAGAGUCCACCACAGACUCGAAUACGUCCAUCAACUCCAUCCCAAGUGUCUCCUGGACAGCAAGCCCAGGUUCAGACUUCAGCCUCACAACCGAUUCCAAUUCAGCCACACACAUCUCUUCCGAUACCUUCCCAAGGCCAGCCACAGUCACAACCCCAGGUACAGUCUUCAACUCAAACUCUUUCAGCAGGACAAACGUUAAGUCAAGUUACUGUUUCGUCCCCAUCAUGUCCUCAGCUACAAAUUCCGCAGCCUCAGCCCCAAGUCAUUGCUGUACCUCAGCUGCAACAACAAGUCCAGGUUCUCUCUCAGAUCCAGCCGCAGGUUGUGGCUCAGAUACAGGCCCAGCAAGGUGGUGUGCCCCAUCAGAUCAAACUCCAGUUACCUAUUCAAAUUCAGCAAAGCAGUGCUGUGCAGCCUCACCAAAUUCAGAAUGUGGUUACAGUGCAGGCAGCCAGUGUGCAAGAGCAGUUGCAGAGGGUUCAGCAACUCAGGGAUCAGCAGCAGAAGAAGAAACAGCAACAGAUAGAGAUUAAGCGUGAACACACCCUCCAAGCUUCUAACCAAAGUGAAAUCAUUCAGAAACAGGUGGUGAUGAAGCAUAAUGCUGUAAUAGAACACUUAAAACAGAAAAAGCCCAUGACUCCCGCUGAAAGAGAAGAGAACCAAAGAAUGAUUGUCUGUAACCAGGUGAUGAAGUAUAUUUUGGAUAAGAUAGAUAAAGAAGAAAAACAGGCCGCUAAGAAAAGGAAACGGGAAGAAAGUGUGGAACAGAAGCGGAGCAAGCAGAAUGCUAGCAAGCUCUCCGCUCUGCUCUUCAAACACAAAGAGCAGCUCAAAGCAGAAAUCCUGAAAAAGCGAGCACUUCUGGACAAAGACCUGCAAAUCGAAGUGCAGGAAGAGCUGAGGAGAGACCUGAGAAUGAAGAAGGAGAAAGACAUGGUGCAGGUGGCGCAGGCCAGUGCAGUAGCAGCCCCCUGUCCCCCUGUGGUGGUGACCGCGCCAACCCCCACAGCCCCUCCGCCUUCGCCUCCCACUGUCCCCACUCUGCAGUCCCCGGGCCUCCCCACACCCCCGCUGCCUGGGGCUUCCCAGAAGAGGAAGCGGGAGGAGGAGAAAGACUCAAACUCAAAGUCCAAGAAAAAGAAAGUGAUCUCUACUACCUCAAAGGAAACUAAGAAGGACACAAAGCUUUAUUGUAUCUGUAAAACGCCUUAUGAUGAAUCUAAGUUCUAUAUUGGCUGUGAUCUUUGUACUAACUGGUAUCAUGGAGAAUGUGUUGGCAUCACAGAAAAGGAGGCUAAGAAAAUGGAUGUGUACAUCUGUAAUGAUUGUAAACGGGCACAAGAGGGCAGCAGUGAGGAAUUGUACUGUAUCUGCAGAACACCUUAUGAUGAGUCACAAUUUUACAUUGGCUGUGAUCGGUGUCAGAACUGGUACCACGGGCGCUGUGUCGGCAUCCUGCAGAGUGAGGCGGAGCUCAUUGAUGAGUAUGUCUGUCCGCAGUGCCAGUCCACAGAAGAUGCCAUGACAGUGCUCACACCACUGACAGAGAAAGAUUAUGAGGGCUUGAAGCGGGUGCUCCGCUCCUUGCAGGCCCAUAAGAUGGCUUGGCCUUUCCUUGAACCAGUAGACCCUAAUGAUGCACCAGAUUAUUAUGGUGUCAUAAAGGAACCCAUGGACCUUGCCACCAUGGAAGAAAGAAUACAAAGACGAUAUUACGAAAAGCUGACCGAAUUUGUGGCAGACAUGACCAAAAUUUUUGAUAAUUGCCGUUACUAUAAUCCAAGUGACUCCCCUUUUUACCAAUGUGCAGAAGUUCUCGAAUCAUUCUUUGUGCAGAAGUUGAAAGGAUUCAAGGCUAGCAGGUCUCAUAACAACAAACUGCAAUCUACAGCUUCUUAAAGUUCAGCACGUUAACCUAACAUAAAACACAGCAAGAAGCUGGUUGUCUGAACUAUUUUCAAUUAAGGAGCCAGAUGUUUUUAGUCAGGUUAUCCUGACGAGACGUGACCUAAACUUCGUUUUUAUUGGUCGUAACAGUCCAAUUAUAUUCUUGGCCAAUUUUGUCCAACGGACAAGGGAAAAACAAAGUCAACGACACCAUUAUCUUGUCAAGAUCAAAUGGUUUUACUAUUAUGGCAGAAGCGGGAAAACUUUAUUGAAGAAAAAAAAGGAAAAGAAAGCAAGAAAAAAAAAAGACUAUGGGGUCACGUGAAACUCCAUGGAGAAGCCACGUCCGCUCUUCAGUGAAGAAGCUGGUGUAGUCUCACAGAAAACUUUUGACUGUAUUUAUUUAUUGUUGCAAAAAAGACGCUUUUUUAUUGCUGCCCUCAUUUGUCAGCUAAUUAUUUUUUCUUAUAAAGUCCAGCCCUGGUUCCAUGCGAUGCAUCCUGUCUCUUAUCAUGACUCCUGUAGGUGAAGUUCAGACGACCUCUAGAUGUCUUUUCUUUCUAUGAAAGGAGCUGCUAUGUACACAUGUGCACACACACCUGGGAAUCAACAAUGAGUUACUGUUCAUGGUAGACAAAAAUGAAGCUCAAUGAGAGGCUGGGCUGCGUAGUCCUGGACUACAGACUGGCGCCUUGAGCACGCCAGUCCAGUCCGCCAUUCACUCCGCACCAGGCUAAAAGGAGCAAAAUCUAUUUGAAGGUAUCUUGUUUGUAAACAUUUGUCAGAUUCUAAUUUUUUUCUUUUUGUAUUAAAAUUCAACUAUGGAUGUAUAUGAAUCAAAAUAAAUGGAGAUACUUUUUCUCCCACAGAUGGAGGUGUCUUUGUGCGCUCAUGAUCUGUGAGCUGGGCCGGGAGGGGGCAGAGGCUCCGGUCUGACCUGGGUUUCUCCGGGACAGUGGUGGUCCUCGUGUUAAGAUUCUCCAGUGCACUGUCCGCACGUGAGGGGGAACCUCCGGGGUGCUAAUCCCUUUCCACGCUUGACUGGACCCUUGAGAAGGGCCUUCAUCUGUGCUCUGAUUCCAGGCAGAUGCCCAGUUACACACAGCGACCGACGGCCGAGGGAGGGAGGGCAUUUCACAUGCCCUCAUCCUCUGUCGGUGGUGGUUGGUUGGGUUUGUUUCUGUUUGUUUGUUCAGUCUGUUUGUUCCCCAUAAGGAAAAGUAGCCUACGCUGUGGGAAAACAGGAAAGCAUGGGAAGAAGGUGUAGAGUUUGAACCUUCUACAGUGUUCUUCCUGUGCUGUGAGAAUGGUUCCCUCAGUUGAAUUAGGUGGCUUUGCAAGGAUUUCUCUAGAAUUUUGCACUAAUUCAUGCUAGCUUUGUCCUUACCGUGUCCUGGAAUUUACCUAGUUUUUGUUUUUUGAGUUUCCUUCUGUUUAAUGUCUUGCUAUGCAAAACCCUUCCCAGCCCUUGGUUCUUGAGAGCAAGCUGUUGCUACAGUUCCAUUCUUCCCUCUCCCAAGCUCAGGUGCACACGUUUUCCUGCAGUCAUUUUAUUCCUUCUGUACAUGAAGAUGUCACAUCAGCUCAAUGUAGAAACCUGGAAACAAAGUUUUUGCCUAAAAUAUUAAGAUGAAAGCAGUUAAAAACAGGUUACUUUGUCCGUCUAGUUUUUUUUUUUAAUGUUACAUGUUCUAUAUGUACUGUGCUGAUGCAAGCAUUUUACAAUGAAUGAAUUAUAAAAUUAUUCGGCAGAUCAUCACAUCACAGUAUUUCUGUACUAUUUAUUCAUAUCUAUAAAUAUAUAUGGGCUUGAACAUUUAACACUUUCCUAUCUGUAGGCAAUAGAUUGCUAUGUUUUUAACAAAUUGUGGCAAACAAAUUCUUUUUGUACGUAUUAGAACAUUUCAUCCUAGGAAAAUAAAGUAUUGGUUUUGACAUUG
Molecule: messenger RNA, 11507 nt
Organism: Perognathus longimembris pacificus (Pacific pocket mouse)
Lineage: Eukaryota; Metazoa; Chordata; Mammalia; Rodentia; Heteromyidae
Gene: Bptf
Product: bromodomain PHD finger transcription factor
Exons: 31
Coding region: 244-9579 (3111 amino acids)
Biological process (GO): regulation of transcription by RNA polymerase II
Cellular component (GO): NURF complex
Molecular function (GO): RNA polymerase II cis-regulatory region sequence-specific DNA binding
Source: RefSeq, a predicted model, not a curated record